CAUGACAAGCCCAACCCUUCUGUAGCUCUGUCUUCUUCCAGUCCUUUUUCCUCUAUAAAUCAGGGUCUUCAAGGAAAACCAAGCUUCAUCUUUUACAGAGCUUUCUCCACAUCCAACAAUGUCCAGAAUCCGAUCACUGAAGUUGGCUCUUCUCAUCCUUUUUUCUCUCACUGUCUUAAACUUUUCUUCUAUUUACGUCCAUGCCCUCAAUGUUGGCAUUCAGUCUGAAAAUGCAGUGAUCUCUUUGGGUAAGGAAUGCAGUAGAAAAUGUGAAUCAGAUUUCUGCUCAGUGCCUCCAUUUCUAAGAUAUGGGAAGUACUGUGGACUCCUGUACAGUGGGUGCCCGGGGGAGAAGCCAUGUGAUGGUUUAGAUGCUUGUUGUAUGAAACAUGAUGCCUGCAUUCAAGCUAAGAACAAUGAUUACCUUAGUCAAGAAUGCAGCCAAGCAUUUCUCAACUGUAUGCAAUACUUCAAAGACUCAGGAGGGCAUACCUUUAAGGGCAACAAGUGCUCAGUAGAAGAGGUGAUUGAUGUAAUUACAGUUGUUAUGGAGGCAGCUCUGAUAGCAGGGAAGGUUCUCCAUAAGCCUUGACAUGUGGGUUUUCAAUUUUAGAUAUAGAAGAAUAAGAGAAAGGGAGAAUGAAAGCAAAUUGACAUUCAUUAUUGUUGUUUUACUACUGAAAGACGAAAUAGGAGGUUUCAUGGUUCCAUUCGCUCC
Macadamia integrifolia is the source of this 718-nucleotide messenger RNA. RefSeq names its product phospholipase A2-alpha. Gene Ontology annotation, biological process: phospholipid metabolic process; lipid catabolic process; arachidonate secretion. NCBI's taxonomy places the organism in Eukaryota, Viridiplantae, Streptophyta, Magnoliopsida, Proteales, Proteaceae. Gene Ontology annotation, molecular function: A2-type glycerophospholipase activity; calcium ion binding. The coding region runs from base 119 to 592 and encodes 157 amino acids. The transcript is spliced from 4 exons. The record is from RefSeq and is a predicted model, not a curated record.